AUGGUACAGAAACACUCCACCCAUGUUCCCUCUGUCGGCUGCAACGCAAGCAAAAAGUCUAUCAGACCAAAAUCCAACCCGACACCACUUAAUGUCACAUCAGCCUCCUCUGCCAACUAUGAGCCGGAGCACUGUCUUGAGGUGAUAGCUAAAGAUUCAGCCAAGAAAGAUCCCAAAUCAACCACCGACCGGAUUUGUAUUCGCGUUCUCGACGUUAAUGACAAUGAUCCGAUUUUCAAGCAUAUUUUUGGGAUA
Protopolystoma xenopodis is the source of this 255-nucleotide messenger RNA. The record is from the annotation of a GenBank genome assembly. Lineage: Eukaryota; Metazoa; Platyhelminthes; Monogenea; Polystomatidea; Polystomatidae.